Bipolaris maydis ATCC 48331 is the source of this 1941-nucleotide messenger RNA. RefSeq names its product ferric reductase like transmembrane component-domain-containing protein. Gene Ontology annotation, molecular function: ferric-chelate reductase activity. Gene Ontology annotation, biological process: copper ion import; iron ion transport; intracellular iron ion homeostasis. The record is from RefSeq and is a predicted model, not a curated record. Lineage: Eukaryota; Fungi; Ascomycota; Dothideomycetes; Pleosporales; Pleosporaceae. Gene Ontology annotation, cellular component: plasma membrane.
AGAGGAAGAAGAGGAAGACGAGGAAGACGAGACGAUGAGUGAAGCUUGGAUCUCAGUCUCCCCUGGUAUCUCAGGCAUGCGCAUGUUUGAGUGCGGAACGAAGACUGCAGAGGAGUGUGCGUGGUAUAAGCAUCGGUGGCACUUUUGGUAUGUAGCGGACUAUGUGUUUGCGCAGCCGACUGUUGCGUUUUUUAUGAGUGGGAUUGGGGUGUUCGUUAUUGCACAUUUGGUCUCGUCGUUAAUUCUGCGGCGGAAGGGUGUAGGCCGGGUGGGGUUGGCGAAGAAGGUAUUGGCGGGAUCGAGGUAUUUGGCGUAUCGGGGGUUCCAUGUUAGGCGGUUGAAGUGGAAUUCUGCGCCGGUUGGAGUUUUGUUGCUUGGUGCGGCUGGUGCGGUGUUCUUUUUUUGUAUGGAUCUGAUCCCGCAACCGUAUUAUUGGGCUAGCAAGAAGUUUGGUAAUUCACCGCCGUUGGCUACACGAUCUGGAUGGCUGGCACUAGGAUGCAUGCCUUUCCUCUUUGCUACGGCGAGCAAAACAAAUUGGAUUACACUGGUCACUGGUGUGUCGUAUGAACGGCUCCAAGUAUUUCACCGAUGGAUUGCGUACGCGUUUUUCGUUCUGGCGCUGAUACACACAUUUCCCUUUAUCGUGUAUCAUGUUCAUUGGCACGAUAUGGAGCACCAUUUUUCGAGCAACCUUCUAUUCUACUGGACGGGGAUAGUAGCACUUGUAUUUCAAGCGUGGCUAACCUUUAUGUCGCAUAGUGUCUUUCGAAACCGCGGAUACGAAUUCUUCAAGGCAACUCACUUCUUUGCCGCUGUCGUCUUCAUGAUAACCUUCUUCUGGCAUUGUGAUCAAACGCUAACAAGUUGGGACUAUUUUGUUGCCACGGCUGCCAUAUACGUCCCUUGCUACGUAUACCCGUGGCUUCGCACGGUGUUCGAAUACAAAUGGACUCAGCGAGCGCAGGUCACAGUUGAAGAUAACGGUUUUAUACGCGUUGCCAUUCCGGCGACGUUCCACUGGACUCCGGGCCAACAUUGCUUCUUACGCUUUACGAGUUUUGGUUUCCUCUCUACCCUGACUGCUCAUCCAUUUACCAUUUGUUCUACGCCUGUCAAAACAUUAGCGGAGUCUAAUGAACUGGUGUUCUAUGUUCGCCGUCAGGGUGGAUUCACAGAUAAACUAUAUCAACAUGCGUUUGCCAACCCCGAUGGCGCUGUCCCGGUUCUUGUGGACGGGCCUUAUGGUGGUGCUAGUUGGCUCAAACUGCGUAAUGCAGACCGUCUUCUAGUUGUUGCGGGUGGAUCUGGUGCCGGCUGGACAUUGCCAUUUGUUGAAUAUUUUCUUCAAUCAGUUGCAAACUCCAUCGACGAAUCAGCACCUCGUACAUCCUACUCGACCUCAACAUCACUACGCGUUGUACUUGCGACCCGCGAUACCAAGAGCCUUUCGUGGUUUGAGAAAACACUGCAAGUCAUGUUUUCACAAUAUCCAACUGAAGUCUUGUCAUCCGUCCAAAUCGAGGUCCACUUCACUGGUGAAGUGGCAAAUCAAGCUGACAUCCUGUCAAAAAUAGUACAGCCAUCAACCCACUCAGUGCCAUCUGAAGCGUCGAAUGACAUCGUCUUUAGUACCGAGAAAGAAGGCGAAACAAUUGUAUCAGGCAAAGAACAUACGGGCCGACCACAACUACCGCUCAUCGUGCAGGAAGAGGCAGAGAAAGCAGCGGAAGCAGAUGAGACGCUGAACGUGUAUAUCUGCGGGCCGAAGACGAUGCAGAACGAUGUGAGAAAUGCCGUUGCAGCCGAGAACCUAAAGAUCAUGACAGGUGCAAGGAGCGGGGGCGUGUAUUUACAUACUGAGCACUUUUCAUGGGCAUAGAUGCAAUAUUCGCACACGCCUGCUUCUUAUUACAAUUCAUCUCGCUAAUUAAAGAUGUA